AUGGGCCGGCAAUACCUUAAGGAAGUCACUGGCCUACCAGGAUUGAAGACAGCCCCGAAUAUGGACGUUUCUGCCAUAGUCAAGGAUGUGAUUUAUUCUAUUCGUAAGGAUGGUGAUGCAGCUGUGAGGAAAUACUCGGAAAAGUUCGACAAAUGGUCGCCGCCGAGCUUCAAACUUUCCCAGAGCGAGAUCAAUGCGGCCAUUGCCAAUUGCCCCAGGCAAACACUUGACGAUAUUGAAGAAGUCCAGCAAAACGUCAGGGAUUUUGCAAAAGCGCAGAGAAACUCCAUCAAAGACUUCGAGGUCGAACUACGGCCCGGGGUUCACCUGGGACAGAAGAAUGUACCAAUUGAUAACGUUGGCGCAUACAUUCCCGGUGGCCGGUAUCCCCUCCUCGCAUCGGCACAUAUGACAAUUUUGACUGCCAAGGUUGCUGGUGUUAAGAAUGUCAUCGGCUGCACGCCGCCGAUCAAUGGAAAGGUCCCAAACAGCACCGUGGCAGCUAUGCACCUGGCUGGCGCUGACGAAAUAUUCAUUGUCGGAGGUGUUCAGGCUGUCGCUGCUAUGGCAGUAGGUACUGAGACCAUUCAGAAAGUGGACUUCCUUGCGGGACCUGGAAAUGCCUUUGUGGCCGAAGGAAAGAGGCAGCUAUUUGGGGAAGUAGGUAUCGAUCUUUUCGCAGGACCAACCGAGAUUCUGGUUCUAGCCGACGAGACUGCUGAUGCUUUCACGGUGGCAACGGAUUUGAUUUCCCAGGCGGAACAUGGCCCCGAUACCCCAGCAGUGCUCAUCACAACUUGCCCGAAGGUUGGGCGCGACACCAUAGAGAUUGUGGAACGUCUCCUAUACAACUCCGACUUGUCGACUGCGUCGGUCGCCAAGACCUCAUGGGACGCCUUCGGUGAGGUUAUCGUCGUUGAUACCAUGGGCGAGAUGUGGGAACUAGGUAAUCAGUAUGCGAGUGAACACGUACAGAUAUUCACUCGGAGCCCGCGUGAUGCAUUGGAGCAUCUGACAAGCUAUGGUGCUCUAUUUCUCGGCGAAAAAACAUGUGUUUCCUUUGGGGAUAAGGUCAUUGGCACAAAUCACGUCCUCCCUACCCGUACGACGUCCCGCUACACCGGUGGUCUCUGGGUUGGCAAGUAUCUGAAAACCUGCACCUAUCAGGAGGUCACUUCUGAACAGGCUAGCGGCGAUCUUGGUCGACUUUGUGGACGGGCUGCUCGAGCUGAGAACUUUGAAGCACAUGCCCGUUCUGGCGACCUUCGCGCCAGUAAGUACAAGAAGGAUCAAAUUCAAUGGAUCAAAAAGUCGCAAGCUGCUACCGGGGUUCGCCUUUGA
Molecule: messenger RNA, 1341 nt
Organism: Penicillium cosmopolitanum
Lineage: Eukaryota; Fungi; Ascomycota; Eurotiomycetes; Eurotiales; Aspergillaceae
Product: histidinol dehydrogenase family protein
Exons: 3
Coding region: 1-1341 (446 amino acids)
Biological process (GO): L-histidine biosynthetic process
Cellular component (GO): cytoplasm
Molecular function (GO): metal ion binding; histidinol dehydrogenase activity; NAD binding
Source: RefSeq, a predicted model, not a curated record